GUUUUAGCAUGUUUCAACCCACUCAGAAUGUUGCCGGUGGCCAAAGACUGAUGAAUUUUACUUUCCAAGCAACGACACCACAAUCAAUAUCUCUCACUCCUCUACCAGAGAAAAACGUUCCUGUAGAUUUAGUUGAUCAAUUGGAGGAUAAGUUGAAAGAGAAUACCACUGACUUCAACACUUGGUUGUUAUUGAUUUAUUUGACUCAAAAAAAGGACAAGUUGGUUGAUGUUCGAAAGGUUUAUGAAAACUGUUUAAAAGUUUUCCCCUUUUCAUCAUUAGUUUGGUUGAAUUAUAUCAAUUAUGAGUUAUCAAGGGCAAAAUUUGAAGAGGCUGAAAGUUUAUUUUCCAGAUGUUUAAAUAAAAAUUUAAGUGUUUCAUUAUGGCAAAAUUACAUUGAGUAUGUUUUAAGAACUAAUACAAAUUCUACAAAGAUGAUUAACGAAAAACAAAUUGAUCCAUCAGUUUCAAGAGGCAUUGUAAUUCAAGCUUUUGAUUUUGCUUUAGACAAUAUCGGCAUAGAUAUAAAUUCGACUCCAUUAUGGGAAUCAUAUUUGGAUUAUAUUAAUAAUUGGAAAACAACAACAAAUUGGGAAAAUCAACAAAAAAUGGAUAUAAAAAGAAGAAUUUUUAAUAAAUGUUGCAAAAUCCCUUUAAAUAACCUAUCCAGGUUAUGGAAUUUAUAUACAAGUUUUGAAAAUGACUUAAAUCCCCAAACUGCGAGAAAUUUUAUUGAUCACGUAAAUGCUUCUUACAUGUCUGCUAAAUCUUGGUUACUUGAAUUUAAUAAUUUUUCAAACGGUUUAAUCAUCAACGAUUACAAUAGUAUGAAUGCUAAUUGUUAUAUAUUGAAUUUGAAUAUUAAUAGAUUAAAUUCCAUUCAACAAAAAAAACAAUUGAAUAUUUGGAAAAUUUGGAUUAAUUUUGAAAAAUCUAAUAAACUAAAUUUAAAAGAUCCAAAAGCUUUAAAUCUUAGAGUUGAUUAUAUUUAUAAAAAAACCACUGAGCAUUUCUUUUUCUAUCCCGAAGUUUGGUUUGAUUACAUUCAAUAUAAUCUAUCUAAUAUUUCAUCUUCAUCCCAAUCUCAAUCUAUUAUUAAAAAUUCAAUUAAGAUUAUAAAUGAAGCAAUUGCAGUUAAUCCAUUAUCAUUUUCAUUAACUUAUUUAUUAGCUGAAUUAUAUGAAAAAAGUUUGAAUUUAAAACCUAUCAAAAAAGUUUUUGGUACAUUGAUUGCCAAUUACAUUAAAAUCUUUUAUAAUUUAGAAUCGAAUUUACAACUUUUAGUUAAUACUUUAAAACAAAUUAAUAUAGAUAUUAAAUCAAUUAAAGAAAAUCAAAACAAUUUAAAAAUCAGUAACAGUGAUGUUGAAAUUAAAAUUGCUUUGUUAAAAUCCAAGUAUAAAAAUUUUACCGAUCAGUUGAUUAAUAUUAUUGUUAAACAUAAAGAGAUAAAAAGAUUUAUAACAUCCAUAUAUAUUCAACUUAUUAAAAUAGUUAAAAGAUCGUUUAGUAAAGAUCAAGCGAGGUCUAUUUUUUCAGAAGCUAGAAGAUUAUUUCCUAAAUUAACAUGGCAUAUAUAUUAUGAAAAUUCGAUGAUGGAAUAUUAUUCAGCAUCUAAUACGGAUAAAAUAAAGCAUAAUUCAAAGAGAAAAGAAGAACAUUUCAAUUUUUUUAAGAAUGAGAAUUUUGAGUUUAUAUUAAAAUAUUUUGAGUUUCUAAUUAUGGUUAAUGAUUAUAAUAAUAUAAGAUCAUUAUUUGAAUCAUCAUUAAAAAAUUACAAACUUAACCAUGCUGCUGUUGAGGAAUCAUCAAUAAUUUCUAAAAAUGGGGUGAAAACAAUUGAGGAUUUAGGAUUCAAUCACAGUAAAAAUAACAGUAACAAAUGCUGUAUAAAAAGUGAUGAAAUCGAGUCUAACAAUUUGAAGAAAUUGUUUAAAAUUUUGUUAAAAUUUGAAUUAAAUAAUGGCAAUAUAACAACGAUGAAGGAUAUAAUUAAUAAAUAUAAAUUUGAAUUUUUUCCUAAUGAAUCUAGAUUGAAGAUUUUUUCAAAUGCAUUUGUUGAAAUCGAUGGGAAGAAUUAUAUUAAAGAAUUUGAUAUUGGAGUUAAUUCAUCUAAUAAUGAAGAAGUUGAGGAUAGUUAUAAUUUCGAUGACAAUUUUGAUACCGUUUAUAAUAAUGGAAAUAUAAAUAAUAAUAAAAAUAAUAACAGCAGUAAUAAUAAUUUAGCUAGUAAUGGAAAUGAUUUCAGUAGUGAAAACAAGGAUGCCAAAACAUUUAUAACAGAUGAAAUUUAUUCAUUAUUGAGACAAUUACCCAAUAGUAAUUGUUUUCAAAAAGAGUUAUUUGGAGUUGAGAAAGUUGUUGAGUUACUCCAGGGAUUAAGAAAAGGACCGACACCAAAUCGACAAUCUAAUUGGAAUUGAAUAUUUUUUAUUUUUUUUAUUUUUUUUUCCAAUUAAAUCAUGUAAGUUAUAAAAUUGGAUUCGAAUAAAGUAAUGAAAGUAGUGUGUAUUUACUCCUUUUUAUUUACAUUUGUGGUUCGAUAUAUAAAAUAUAAUACAGUUUGUUUCAUUUUUAGAAAAAUUUCACGUGGAAUGUGUAUAAAUUAAGUAAGGGAGGAUGAGUAAAGAAAGUGUUAUAGGAAGAGAUGCUGUUUAUUUGCGAGUUGUGUUUGUGAAGGUAUUAUGAGUAAAAAAUUCAGAAUCUACACAAAUUGAUAAAACUUAUAAAGAGAGAAAAAAAGUGGAUAAAACUAAUCGGAUGAAAUAGUGAAACAAAACGAGUAGAUAAAGAGGUGAAUAAAUUGGUUAAAUUGGUUCCUUUUAAGCAUUAAAUGGUAAUC
Messenger RNA from Ascoidea rubescens DSM 1968, 2842 nucleotides. It is a transcript of the gene RNA14, whose product is annotated as cleavage polyadenylation factor subunit RNA14. Gene Ontology annotation, cellular component: nucleus. NCBI's taxonomy places the organism in Eukaryota, Fungi, Ascomycota, Saccharomycetes, Ascoideales, Ascoideaceae. The coding region runs from base 9 to 2423 and encodes 804 amino acids. The transcript is spliced from 6 exons. Gene Ontology annotation, biological process: mRNA 3'-end processing. Gene Ontology annotation, molecular function: mRNA binding; protein binding. The record is from RefSeq and is a predicted model, not a curated record.